This is a messenger RNA of Eubalaena glacialis (North Atlantic right whale), 5577 nucleotides long. Its product is annotated as receptor-type tyrosine-protein phosphatase V-like. Gene Ontology annotation, molecular function: protein binding; protein tyrosine phosphatase activity. NCBI's taxonomy places the organism in Eukaryota, Metazoa, Chordata, Mammalia, Artiodactyla, Balaenidae. The record is from RefSeq and is a predicted model, not a curated record. Gene Ontology annotation, biological process: protein dephosphorylation.
AUGGGCAGGCAGCCCCCGGCUCUGGCCGGGGCUGGUCCCUGUGCAGGCCCGCGCUCCCUGCCAGACGGCCUGAGAGAAGGGUCCUCAGGAAGCCGGUUAGCUGUUCAGACUUUCUGUACCUGCCUGUUUGCUGGGCGUCUGCCUCCCCACCUUCGAGCCUGCUCCGGGGCCCAGAGCCGCUUCCUUUCCUCCAUCUCCCUUCUCUCCUUUCCCUGCAUCAGCUGCCUUGGGGUGGCUGCUCCGGGGGAGCGGUUCCAGACACCCCCUCCUCUCCCGGGGGGCGGGGCGUCGGGGACCCAGCUGUCUCUGCCCACCCACAAGGCCAUCUCUCCUCUGGGUCUGGGUCUCGAGGGACAGUUUCCUGCCUGGAAAGCCAACAGCUGGAAGAGGGUGGAGCUGGGGGUGUGGGGGGAAGACUCGGCCGGGAUGGGGCCCCCAGUCCUGUGUGCGGUCCUCCUGUGGCUCCCAGGCUUCCUGGCCAAGGAAGACAAGUGCCACUCCCUGGGAGUCCGCUCGGGGAGAGUGGAGGGCAGAAGGUGUUGGGAGACUCUGACCCAGCCCUUCUCCCCAGGACCACCUCUGAGGGUGAAUGUCAGCGUCCAGGGGAGGCCCGCCAGCCACGCCCUCCGCCUCAGCCGCCUGACCCCCCUUGGCUCCCCGGAGGAGCAGCCACUCUGGGCCCACACCAAUGCGUCCAGCUUUGAGUUCCAGGACCUGGUGCCGGGAAGUCGCCACCAGCUGGAGGUGACAGCCCUGCGCCCCUGCGGGCAGAACACCACUGUCAUCCGCACUGCCCACACAGCCCUGUUGACUGUCCAGGACCUGCAACUCCGUAGCUCUGGGAGCCCGUCCCACCUGGAGGCCUUGUGGGGCGCUGCCCCCGGGGGUCAGAAUGGCUACCAGAUUCUCCUCUACCACCUGGAGUCCCAGACAUUGGCUCACAAUGUCUCCGCGUCCCCGGGCACCCUGUCCGACAAUUUUAGUGACCUCUUACCCGGCAGCGAGUACGUUCUGGAGGUUCCCACCUGGGCUGCCGACCUCCAAGCGAAGACCAGCAUCCAUCAGUGGACAGCGCCUGUGCCUCCAGCUCAGCCGGCGCUGCGUGCCGCGGGUGCCAGUGCCCUGCAGGCCUCCUGGAAUGGCUCUGGGGGUGCUGCCUGGCUGCGCCUCGUGCUCACAGACCUCCUCGGCGGCUCCAACCUGACGGCGGGGGUCACAGGGGGCAUCUCCAGUCACACCUUCCCUCGUCUCUCCCCGGGAACCCCCUACGAGCUGACACUCCGCGCUGUUGCCGGGCCCCAUCUGGUGGUGGGGCCCGAUGCCACCGAGUGGACCCAUCCCUCAGUCCCCCUGGACCUGGUGCUUGCUCCCCGGCCCCCAGAGUUCUGGGCCACCUGGAAGGCAGGGCCGGGGGCCCGGGAUGGCUACCUGCUCAGGCUCAGUGGGCCGGUGGAGAAGACCAUCACUCUGGGCCCUGGGGCCCUUAAUGCCACGUUCCCAGGGCCCCUGCCCGCUGGGCACUACGCUCUAGAGCUGAGGGUUCUGGCCGGGCCCUAUGACGCCUGGACCCAGGCCAGUGCCUGGCUGGAUGAUGCUGCAGCCCAGAGCCGGAAAGGCAAUGGUACCGAGCUGCCCCUGGACGGGCUGGAGGCCAGCAGGGAGCCUGGGAGCCAGGUACUGCCCUACCCCGAGGGAGCCCCCAGCCUCCUCAGAAACAUCGCUGGGCCCCUGGGCAACGCCACCCUGAGCCCCCCAAGUCACACAGGGCCCCUGGCACCACAGUCACUGGAGGUCAUCGGCAGGGGCAGCCCCUCUGACUUGACCGUUGGCUGGGCCUCAGCACCAGGGCAGCGGGAAGGCUACAGGGUGAGCUGGCGCCAAGAGGGCGGCCAGAGUUCGCUGGGCAGUCUUGUCGACUUGGGCCCCGAUAAUUCCAGCCUGAUGCUGAGGGGCCUAGUGCCCGGCUCCUGCUACGCCAUGUCGGUGUGGACAUGGGCAGGGAACCUCAGCUGCAGCAUCCAGAGGGUCAGUGCCUGCACCCUCCCUGCGCCUCCCGCCAACCUGAGCCUGGGCCUGGCCGCCCAGCCCCCUGCCCUGAGGGCUGUCUGGAGCCCCCCCGUCCGGGGCAGGGACGGCUUCCUCCUGCAGCUGUACCGCCUGAGCCCCCUGGCUCUGGAGGGUGAGGAGACCCUGGCCCCUGAGGCACAGAACUUCUCCUGGGCCCAGCCGGCUCCGGGCACCGAGUUCCUGGCACGGCUGGUCACCCUGCGGGGGCCAGAUGAGAGCAGUGGCACCAGUGCCACAGGCUGGACGCGAGAGUGCCCUCCGCCCCCCCUCGCCCCCCCUCUGGUAAGUGUGACCAGUGAAGGCCCCACCCAGCCCCGGGCAUCCUGGGUCCACGCGCUGGGGGGCUGGGACGGCGACCGGGGGACCCUGUACCAGGCAGGAGUCCGGUGGGCUCAGGCCCCAUGGGGGCCCAUGGACGGUGCCAGUUUCCCGGCUCUGACUCCGGGCACUGAGUACGAGGUGCAGGUGGUCGCACAGGCCAGGCCCCUCCGGCUGGACCUGUGAGUUGGCGCCUCCUGCUCUCCUCCCACAGCCCCACUGGCUCCCAUUGAGCUGCCGGUGUCCAUGCAGGCAGGGAGUGCUGUGGUCAGCCUGGCCCGGGCCAGCGGCCGCCUGGGGCACGGCGUGUGCCGCGCACCGCUCUCAGAGGCCGGGCCCCUGUCCUGGGAGCAGCCCCUGGCGCUGGGCCAAGCCCACCUGGUCCUGAGGGACCUCACACCUGGACGCAACCUCUCCCUGUCCGUGCUGUGCCAGGCGGGGCCGCUCCAGGCCUCCACGCACCCCGUGCUGCUGCCCGUGGAGCCCGACCCCGUGGAGGACGUGUGGUGCCAGCCCGAGGCCACCCGCCUGGCCCUGGCCUGGAUGGUGCCCAAGGGGGACGUGGACACCUGUCUGGUGGUGGCGGAGCAGCUGGCAGCAGGAGGGGACGCCCACCUCGUCUUCUAGGCCAACACCUCCGGGGAUGCCCUCCUGCUGUCCCGCCUGGAGCCCGCCACGUCCUACCGCCUCAGCCUCUCCGUGCGGGGCAGGAACGGCCUGUGGAGCCAGGCGGUCACCGUGGUGUGCGCCACUGCUGCCGAGGCCUGGCACCCCCCUGCGCUGGCCGUGGCCCCCCAGCUGGAGCCUGAGAUGGAGUUGGGCGUGCUGAUCGCCCAGGGCAUGUUUGGCGAGGAUGACAGGCAGAUCCAGUGGUAUGGCGUCAUCGCCACCGCUAACAUGACUCUGCCACGGCCUCCCCGUGAAGCCAUCAACCACACCUGGUACGACCACUACUACGGGGGACGCGACUCGUACCUGGCCGUCCUGCUCCCCAACCCCUUCUACCCGGGGCCCUGGGCCGUGCCGACGUCCUGGAUGGUGCCUGUGGGAACAGAGGACUGCGGCCAGAGCCAGGACAUUUGUAGUGGACAGCUCAAGCCGGGUUCCCACUAUCGGUUCAGUGUUGUGGUCUUUACCAGGUACAGCCCUGAGACCCUCAUCUCCUUCUCAGCCUUCUCAGAGCCCCGGGCCAGCGUGCCCCGGGCGGCCGUGCCCCUCCCAGCAGCGGUGGGUGUCGCGGCGGGCGGUGUCCUUGCGCUUGGCGCCUUGCUGGGCCUGCUGUGCUGGAGGCGAGUGCAGGGGCAGAGGUCAGAGAAGAACCUGUGCUCCCAGGAGCUGGCGGCUUACAACCUGUGGACCCACCAGCCCAUCCCUGCCCACAGCUUCCGACAGGGCUACGAGGCCAAGAGUACCCGUGCCCACCAGGCUUUCUUUCAGGCAUUCGAGGAGCUGAAGGAGGUGGGCGAGGAGCAGCCUAGGCUGGAGGCCGAGCACCCUGCCGACACCGCCGAGAACCGCUACCCUCACGUGCUGCCCUAUGACCACUCCCGGGUCAGGCUGACCCCGCUGGACGGAGAGCCUCACUCCGAUUACGUCAAUGCCAGCGUCAUCCUGGGCUACACCCGCCCGCAGGAGUUCAUCACCACCCAGGGGCCUCUAAAGAAGACCCUGGAGGACUUCUGGCGGCUGGUGUGGGAGCAGCAGGUCCGGGUCGUCGUCAUGCUGACCGUGGACAUGGAGAACGGGCGGGUGAUGCUAUGUGAGCACUACUGGCCAGCUGACUCCACCCCUGUCACCCACGGUCACAUCACCGUCCACCUCCUGGCCAAGGAGCCCGAGGGCGAGUGGACCACGCGGGACUUCCAGCUGCAGCACGCUGCCCAGCAACCGCAGCGGCCAGUGAAGCAGCUGCAGUCCACCACCCGGCCAGACCACGGCGUCCCCGAGACCCCCAACUCCCUGCUGGCCUUUGUGGACCCGGUUCGGGAGCAGGCGCGGGCCGCCCCAGGCGCAGGGCCCAUCCUGGUGCAUGCAGGCGAGGCAGGCGGCGGCGCAGGCGUGGGCCGCUCGGGCAGCUUUGUGGCCCUGUCAAGGCUGCUGCAGCAGCCGGAGGAGGAGGAAACAGUGGACGUGUUCCACACGGUGUGCUCGCUGAGCCUGCACCGGCCCCUCACGAUCCAGACCCCCCAGUACAUCUUCCUGCACGGCUGCCUCCUGAGCAGGGUCCUGGAAGGGGCCCCGGCACCUCUGAGUACGCCGCAGCCCAUCCGUGUGAGGAGCUUCGCCCGGGCGUGCUCUGAGCGGGCGGCCGAUGGCAAUGCUGGCUUCCUGGGGGAGCACGAGCUCCCGCUCCAGGCCCUCAAGGACCAGGCGGGCUCUGCGAUGCCCUCUCCCGGCCGUGGGCAGGACAGCAUGGCCUCCCAUGAGUACGGCUGUUGUCACGAGCGGUCCCCUCCGGCGGAGGAUGGCCCUGCUGCAGAGAUGCCCGAAGCCUGGCUCUUCCCCGGCGGGCCCUCUGGCCGCGAUCACGUCACGCUGACGGGGUCCGCAGAAAUCUGGGAGCUGGUGUGGGAGCACGGGGCUCGCGUGCUGGUCUCCCUGUGCCUGCCAGACUCCCGGGAGAAGCCACAGGAGUUCUGGCCCACGGAGUUACAGCCCGUCGCCACGGAUGCGGAGACCGUGCGCUGGGUGGCUGAGAGCAGCGCUGCAGGCUGGCCCUGCACCCUCCUCAGUGUCACACGUAGGAGGAGCAGGAAGGAGAGGCCGGUGCAGAGGCUGCAGUUUCCGUGCGGGGAGCCGGGGCAGGAGCUCCCCACCAUUACCCUGCUGCGCCUCCCGGCUGCCGUGGGCCAGUGCUGCUCCCGGGGCAUGCAGAAGCCAGGCACGCUGCUCAGCCACUGCAGCAAGGGUAUGGCCCAGCUGGGCACCUUCCUGGCCAUGGACCAGCUGCUGCAGCAGGUCGUGGGCGUCGUCACCGUGGCCUUGCAGCAGUCACAGGCCUGUGGGCUCAUGACCCCAACGCUGGAGCAGUUCAUCCACCUCUACAACUGUCUCAACAGUGCGCUUGUGGACGGGCUGGCUUGCGUUGGUCCCGGCGGCCGCCCCGCAGGCCCACUCAGGCCUGGCUCCCCUGGAGGGCAGCCUGCACGCCUGCCGGGCCCCGUGCUGAGAGGGGGCCGAGUCGGGGAAUAG